UCAGUCAGGAAGCAUGUCAAACAGUGUUUGGCGUGAGCAGCAUUAUUGCUUAAAUUUGAUGAAAUGGGGACGGGCAUCAUGGACGCUUCUCUUCUUUAUGGCCUCAGGUGCUGUCUCACUGGUCACAGUUCACCAGCCUCCCGUGCUUUCUGCUGCUCUGGGUCGUGAUGUUAUCAUGCCCUGUGAGCUCCAGCUGGAAGAUGAGAAGCUGAUGUCCCAGCCUGUCCUCUACUGGUGGAAAUUAAAUAAGGAGGGUGAUGAUUUCACACCACUGAUCCCCUCACAGCUCGGGAAUGAUAGCCGUGUAAACCUUCUGGACAAUAACAGGACCUCCUCAAACAAGUCAAUAAUUCUGACAAAUGUGGAGUGGGCUGACAGUGGGAAGUUCAGAUGCAAGCUCUCUCUGCAAACACACAGGGGUGGAAGCUUCAGGAAGAAAGGCAACGCAACUUCACUGGUGCUUUAUGACACCGUGGUCUUUAACGUCACCAAACACAGUCACUGCCUGCUUCGCUGUGAGGUCAACGUGACGCAGGAUGCUGGAUUUGCUUUGUACAUUUUCCACAAUGGGGACAGACUCCAAAAUGUUACCUCAGCUCCAGGAGACACCGGCGCUGCUCUGCCAUAUGUAACUCUCUCUGAGACCGUACCUCUGCGGUGGCCUGGGAAAUAUGAGUGCCAGCUCCACCUGAAGGAUGAGCUGAUUAUAAAGAGCGUCUUCCACAGCAACCUGCCUGAAGUUGGAGAAGCUGAAAAAAAUGUGACCAGAACAUGUUCACCAGCUGUUCCAGAGGUGUACCCAGAGCCGUGGCUCCUGUACGUGGCUCUCCUCCUGGUGCCCGUCACCAUCCUGCUGGGCCUGGUGACUGUCAUGCUGAUGUGCAGAUGAGUUUAUCAGCAUCUGGCUGGAAUGGAGAGGUGGAGAUCCAGUCUGUCAGCAAAUAAUCAGUCAGCGACAAUUAUAGGAGAGAACAGACGGCUCUUUUUUUUUUUUUAACAAAAUCAGUGAACAACUCAAAGAUUUUGCAGUUUUCUUGACAUGAGUCAGGUUAACAUAACAAUCAUUUCUAUCAUUACUAUAGAGGCAAUGAACUACAAAGAAAAAAAAUGUAACUAAAACUUCCCCUACCAGUGGUCGUAUCACUGCACCAAUUUUUAUUCAAACUGAUAUUACAGUACAGCUGUUUUUAACUUGAGAUAAUAUCUCUUUGACACACUACACAAACAUUUUGGUCAUAAAGUCACAGCGGUUCUUUCAUUCAAUUCUGCUGUUCAGUUCAAUUCAAUUUCAUUCACAAAGCACCAAAUCACAAUAACAGGCCUCACUAAUAGCUUCAGUCAAUUUGGGAAGGUUUCAGAUCAUUUUUAAACAAUCAGCAGCUUUAACGUGCACAUGUUUGUGGUCAGUGUUCUUACUCGUCCUGUUUCUGCUUUUGUUGAUUAAAUAUUCUUCCUGUCUGAUUCAUGAUUAGGCUCUCCAGGUUUCUAUUAGCAUAUUGUACCUUCAAAACCUAACCAGGGUUAAUGUGUACGAAUCAACUAUGGCUCUAACUCCCAUAUAUGCGGGAUUUUUAUAACAUGCAGUAAUGUUUACAUGUUUUACUAAUGGAAUAAAUUGCUAAUCAAUAUAUGAUAUGUGAAUAAACCGUAAUUUUUUUACUGGC
This is a messenger RNA of Archocentrus centrarchus (flier cichlid), 1664 nucleotides long. RefSeq lists its product as uncharacterized. The record is from RefSeq and is a predicted model, not a curated record. Bases 14 to 889 code for a protein of 291 amino acids. The transcript has 5 exons. Lineage: Eukaryota; Metazoa; Chordata; Actinopteri; Cichliformes; Cichlidae.